Molecule: messenger RNA, 909 nt
Organism: Fulvia fulva
Lineage: Eukaryota; Fungi; Ascomycota; Dothideomycetes; Mycosphaerellales; Mycosphaerellaceae
Product: 60S ribosomal protein L5
Exons: 3
Coding region: 1-909 (302 amino acids)
Biological process (GO): ribosomal large subunit assembly; translation
Cellular component (GO): ribosome; cytosolic large ribosomal subunit
Molecular function (GO): 5S rRNA binding; structural constituent of ribosome
Source: RefSeq, a predicted model, not a curated record
AUGCCUUUCACCAAGUUGGUCAAGAACUCGGCAUACUUCAGCCGCUACCAGACCAAGUACAAGCGUCGCCAGUCUGGAAAGACCGACUACUACGCCCGCAAGCGCCUCGUCACCCAGGCCAAGAACAAGUACAAUGCGCCAAAGUACCGCCUAGUCGUCCGCUUCACCAACAAGGACAUCAUCGCCCAGAUCAUCACCUCUGAGAUCACCGGCGACAAGGUCUUCGUCUCCGCCUACGCCCACGAGCUCAAGCGCUACGGCAUCACCCACGGUCUCACCAACUGGGCCGCCGCCUACUGCGUUGGUCUCCUCAUUGCCCGCCGCGCACUCAGCAAGCUCGACCUCGCCGACACUUUCCAGGGUGUGGAGGAGCCAGAUGGCGAGUUCGGUCUGACCGAGCCAGCCGAGGUUGAUGGUGAGGAGCGCCGUCCAUUCAAGUGCUUCCUCGACGUCGGUCUCGUCCGCACCAGCACCGGUGCCCGCGUCUUCGGUGCCCUCAAGGGUGCUUCCGACGGCGGUGUCUACAUCCCACACUCCGAGAAGCGUUUCCCAGGCUACGACAUGGAGUCCAAGGAGCUCGACGCCGAGACCCUCCGCAAGUACAUCUUCGGCGGCCACGUCGCUGAGUACAUGGAGACUCUUGCCGACGACGACGAGGAGCGCUACAAGUCUCAGUUCCAGGGCUACAUUGACGACGAGAUUGAGGCUGACGGCCUCGAGGAGCUGUACGCCGAUGCACACAAGCAGAUCCGCGAGGAUCCAUUCAAGAAGGAUGAGGAUGAGGGCGAGAAGAAGUCGAAGGAUCACUGGAAGGCCGAGUCGAAGAAGUUCAGACAGGUCAAGCUCACGCACGCCGAGCGCAAACAACGCGUGCAAGAGAAGAUCAAGGCUCUCGCCAGCGAGGCAUAA